CCGACUCUGCUGCCUUGCCCUUGUUCGCUCCCGCCUCGCCGCUCUCUCUUCGCGUGUGCCUGAUCUGACUGGCGGCCCUGGUCUCAGUCAGUCACAUGAGCAAGCCGCCUGUCGUCUGCGACAAUGGCACCGGGUUUGUCAAGUGCGGCUUCGCGGGCGACAACUUCCCUGCGCACAUCUUCCCGUCGAUCGUCGGCCGGCCCAUCCUCCGCGCCGAGGAGAAGGUGGGGCAGGUCCAGCUCAAGGACAUCAUGGUUGGCGACGAGUGCACUGCGGCACGGGACAUGCUGGAGACGUCGUACCCAAUCACGAACGGGGUCGUGCAGCGGUGGGAGGACAUGUGCCACCUCUACGACUACACCUUUCGCGAGAAGCUCAAGAUCGACCCCACGGAGCACAAGAUCAUGCUGACCGAGGCGGCGAUGAAUCCGAAGAAGAACCGCGAGGCCCUCGUCGAGACGAUGUUCGAAAAGUACAACUUUGCGGGCGUGCACUGCGCCAUCCAGGCGGUGCUGACGCUGUACGCGCAGGGCUUGCUCACCGGCGUCGUGGUCGACUCUGGCGACGGAGUGACGCACAUCGUCCCGGUCUACGAGGGCUACGCGCUGCCCGCCAACAUCCGCCGCCUCGACGUCGCGGGACGCCACAUGACCGAGUACCUGAUCAAGCUGCUGCUGCUGCGCGGGUACACCUUCAACCGAUCCGCAGACUACGAGACGGUGCGCGAGAUGAAGGAGCAGGUGUGCUACGUGGGGUACGACCUCGAGCUGGAGAAGAAGCUUGCCCUCGAGACGACCACCGUGAUGGAGGCGUACACUCUCCCCGACGGGCGAGUCAUCAAGGUGGGUGCGGAGCGGUUCGAGGCGCCCGAGGCGCUCUUCCAGCCGCGGCUCGUGGACGUGGACGGGAAGGGGCUCGGCGAGCUGCUCUUCCAGGUCAUCAACACGGCCGACAUGGACCUGAGGCCAGAGUUUUACAAGCACAUCGUCCUCUCUGGCGGCUCGACCAUGUACCCGGGGCUGCCGUCGCGGCUGGAGAAGGAGAUCCGCGAGCUCUACCUCCGGGAGGUUGCAAAGGGGGACACGGCGCAGCUCGAGCGGCUCAAGCUGCGGAUAGAGGACCCACCGCGGCGCAAGCACAUGGUCUUCCUGGGCGGCUCGGUGCUGGCCGACAUCAUGAAGGACAAGGAGGAGUUUUGGAUGAGCCGCGAGGAGUACAAGGAGAAGGGGUUGCACGGUGUGCUCGCCAAGCUCGGCCUCUGAGGGACCGAGUCAGACCAGCCCCGCCGAAGCGGUGUCGCAGUCGGGUCGCGACACGACACGUGGGUUUGUGCGGUUUUAGGAUUUAGCGCGUAGAGCGUCUUUUUUUGUGCGCGUCCGUGCGUGACGCC
Molecule: messenger RNA, 1390 nt
Organism: Emiliania huxleyi CCMP1516
Lineage: Eukaryota; Haptophyta; Isochrysidales; Noelaerhabdaceae
Gene: ARP2
Product: actin-related protein 2
Exons: 12
Coding region: 96-1262 (388 amino acids)
Biological process (GO): Arp2/3 complex-mediated actin nucleation
Cellular component (GO): Arp2/3 protein complex; actin cortical patch
Molecular function (GO): actin filament binding
Source: RefSeq, a predicted model, not a curated record